Molecule: messenger RNA, 1323 nt
Organism: Symbiodinium sp. CCMP2456
Lineage: Eukaryota; Dinophyceae; Suessiales; Symbiodiniaceae
Source: the annotation of a GenBank genome assembly
AUGGAGGAUGCCAUAGCGGUGUACCGGCACCUCCUUGAGACCAUGCCUGGAACGGACAUCAUCCUGGCUGGGGACUCUGCAGGCGGAGGAAUUGCAGCAGCGAUGAUGCACAAGCUUCAGGAACUCGAGCUGCCUCCUCCGACUUGCUGCAUCCUCAUCUCUCCCUGGACGGACCUCGGCCACGACGGGAUGCGGAACGCGACGCUUUCCAACGCGGACCGCGACUUCCUGCCACCGGACCUGGUCGAGUUUUGCGCUUCGAUGACUCGCGGAGAUUUGCCCCACAACGAUUGGCAGCAUUCGCCAGUUUUUGCACCAGGUCUGCUGCAUAAGAUCCCUCCCACUCUCGUCGUCUACGGCGAGGACGAGCUGUUGGCCGGGCAGAUUGCUCAUUUCGGCAGUGUUUGGCAACAGAAGGGCGCAAGUGUCACUCUGGUGCCCGUUCGAGGCAUGGUCCCUUCCCUGCCCGGCGGGGCCUUGGUGUGGGGUGUCUUGCCAAUGGCGACUAUGGCAUUCUGGGCUGUCACCUUGUACAGCCACGGCCCACGAAGAGACCCGACCAUGCAAUCCACCGAAGAUGUCAACAGCGCAUUAUCCCGGCUCCUGCCGGAGCUGAACCGACAGAUCCACAGCGACAUCAAAGACAGUGCCGGGGACUGCGAGGCGCUGUGGGACUAUCGGACGACCAUCGGGGAAGUGCUGUUCUCCAGUCCGCUUUCAGAGAUCUACAGGAGCUGCGAGGGCAGUGGGCGGCUCGCACACAUCACGACGGACAGGGGAGGAGUUGAUACGGACAUUGCGGUUCUGUGGGCCACCGGUCUCAAGUCCCUGGAGCUCGUAGACGCAUUGGUCACACCGCCGGCUGACAUAUCCUCACCAAGCCAGCAGUGGGCGCUUACGUUGACGGCAAUGUUCAGCAAUCUGCAUAUCUACACCAAAGUCCUCGUCAAUGACAAGGAGUGGCUGAGCGACUACAUCUGCUGCGACAAGACUCUGCACUUCACAGUGAAGGCAAGUGCCGAGUGUCAAGCAGGCAUUGGCUUUAGCGCUUUUCAACUCGAACUUGUGAACAUGGACAAGAUCGACUUCGUGCAGAAAAAGCAGAUGGUGCUGGAUUCAGGUGCACAUGCAUCGUUCGAGCUGGACUAUGGCACAUCUGAAACCGUGGAGAAAGCAGUUGCUAACUUCAUUUCGCUGAAGGCAGGUGCGUUGCUGAUGAGAAACUCCGAUGGAUCGACCACGGACACGCUGCAGACAGUCAGCGAGGCUCUCUCAGCGGUCAUCGAGCUGAACACAGGGCAAAGAUGUCUGACACACGUGUGA